This is a messenger RNA of Trichobilharzia szidati, 552 nucleotides long. NCBI's taxonomy places the organism in Eukaryota, Metazoa, Platyhelminthes, Trematoda, Strigeidida, Schistosomatidae. The record is from the annotation of a GenBank genome assembly.
AUGUUCAAAAAGGUACCGAGGACUUUAGCCCGAAGUAUUCUGGUUUUAACUACUGGUGUAAUAACAUAUAAAUACCACUCUUUGAUCGGCACGAUAGUUUAUUGUGAAGGAAUUAGUAUGCAGCCGACUGUUAACGAUGGGGAUUAUUUGAUUGUAGAAAGAUUAUCAAUUAUUUCAGGACGCAUUAAAAGGGGCGAUGUUGUAAUUGCUGGACAGCCGCGGAAGUAUAAUACUUCACAUGUUUUGAAGCGAAUUAAAGGACUGGAGGACGAUCAAAUUACAUUCUGGGACACAAGUCGGUGGGAAUUCAUUGCGAAACAGGUACCUGUGGGUCAUGUCUGGUUAGAAGGUGAUAAUACUUCACGUUCAUUGGAUUCUCGGUCUUAUGGACCUGUACCUAUAUCUCACUUGGAAUACAAAGUACUACUCCGUGUAUGGCCAUUGAAACAGUUUGGACGUCUUAAGACACCCAGUCCUAUCAGUUGUACAACUGGUCAGCCAGAUGAUGCUGAGAUUGUACAACUUAGUUUAAGGCGAAAUGGCAGUGAUUGA